AUGGGUCGAGGGAAAAAUCGGGCCUCAGUUUUUGGAGGUCAGCGAACAGAUGAUGGGCCACCAGUGCAUGUUAAUGUUUUUGGUGCUCCACUUGAAACUUCUGGAUUAACCGUAUCUGUUCACCCAUUUAUGCCGGAACAAAAUAAUACGCCAGGCGAACUCUUCUUCGAAUGCACACUAUUUCUAUACUCCGUCCUGGCCUUAUUUCUACAAUAUUUAAAUCUAUAUAAAUCACUAUGGUGGUUGCCGAAAUCUUAUUGGCAUUAUAGCAUAAAAUUCCACCAAAUUAAUCCGUAUUUUCUUUCUUGUGUCGGUCUACUACUUGGGCUGCGGGUGACGAAUUGUUUUUGGAAAACAAUCACCGAAGUGGUUGCAAAGCUUUCUAACAAUCGAAAUCAAUUUAUCCAAUCGGUGCUGACCGUUAUUGAAUAUGCAUUUAUCAAAACACCAAUGAUGACAAUGGUCAUUACAUCAUUCAUGUUCAGCUUUACAAAAGUGUGGCACGAUUUCCCGCCUUCACUUGUUAUGCAGUUUUUCUAUCCGUUGAUCUUCUACACCUAUUUAUUCUAUAGCGAAUUAAAACACAAAUACCAAAGGGUUCGGGAAGCUGUUGGGCUAUGGUUUAGUGGUGAAGUAGAGGUCGUUGAGAUUUUUGAACGUUUCUCGGAACCAGCACCACAAUCUCUCGAUCAUGAAUCGAUUGCCCAUAUGUGUAGCGCACAACCAGCCCAAAUCCGUGAGGAAGUUUCCAUUCUGGCCGAAGAUUUUUAUCAUCGUUUGAAGAGAUGCUUCUUCGCGGGGAUUUCAACGGCUUUUCUUUCAGUUUAUUUACCAUGUGUUUUUGCUCCGUACAAAACCAACUUCGGACUACCACAGAAAAUCUUGAUAGAUGCGUUUUGGGAGGCAAGAUAUUUUGUAUAUGCCGCCGUGCAUCUCGGUUCAUGGGAGCAUUUGGACGAUAGUUCAAGGGUUCAAGGGUAUCACGAGAGAAGAGUUUGGGCAGAAACAGACGGUCUACACCCUACUGGAUCCGUUGUAAGCCUUGCUGAUGAACGAAGAUAUUUGGCUGUGGGUAACGCCGAACUUGGAACCGUUGCUGCUCAACCCGGGAAUUACGAGCAUCAGAUGUUUUAUUCAAUCUGCAAAGGCCCCUGUACGCUUGUCAACUAUCUAUGCAUCUUUGAAGGCAUCCUAAUUGCUGUGCAGUUUUGGAUGCUGGUUCUUACAACUGAAUGGCAGCACAUCUGCACUCUAGUGCUUUUAAUGUUUGCAAACUAUCUGUUACUUGGAAAGCUAUUCAAGGAUAAGGUAUUCCUUGGCCGCAUCUACGACCCGUCUCCAGAAGAUAAAGCCUUGAUGGACCAGCUUCGCCAAGAGAUGCAGAAGCAACAA
Molecule: messenger RNA, 1392 nt
Organism: Mesorhabditis spiculigera
Lineage: Eukaryota; Metazoa; Nematoda; Chromadorea; Rhabditida; Rhabditidae
Source: the annotation of a GenBank genome assembly